CCAGUUUGAAAUUUUUUCGCACGCUGUACACAAGUGUUUCUCGAUCGUCUCCGGUGGUGUUAAGAACAGUGAAGUGAUCAAAUAUAUAAAUCAUCACUACCAUAGAAUAUUGACUUUGGGUGACCAACAUCAUCUUUUUUAGCUUUCCUGGAAAAUCUUUUGCUGCUAUUUAGAUAUUCAUGCUUUUCUAAAGUAUGUUGUAAAUUAUCUCGAAAUAGAAGGCUGUUUAAUCAUGUGAAUUUCUGGAAUUGCCAAAAUGAACUGCGAUGAUGGAUUAUUAAACUAGUUUUUAAUUACGAUCUAGGCUAAUAGGCUCCUCUAAUUUCAUACACACCUUUCCCAAUAGAAAUAACAAGAAGGACAAAAGGUCACCAACAGUUCUACACAAAUGAAGCUGAUACCUUUAUUAAUAUUAUUCGAAAUCAGCCUCAUUAUGGCAUCCGACACAGACUGGCGUCGCAAAAUUCUUGUCACAAAUAAGGAAACUCCUGAGGAAGGUUUGAAAAUCUUGAGAGAGAAGUGCGACUUAAUAUUCCCGGAAAGUGUCCCCGCAACUAGAGAUGAAAUCCUGAAGCUCAUCCCUGGCGUAGACGGAAUCCUGUGGGUUGGCCAUUACGCACUGAAUGGUGAGGUUCUAGACCUCGGGAUGCCUACACUAAAAUCAAUCUCGACUAUGUCAGCGGGUAUGGAUUAUGUGGAUAUUGCCGAGUUUAAACGACGAAAUUUCCCACUUGGAUAUACACCUUCAGUAUUAAGUGAUGCCGUAGCUGACGAAGCAAUUGGCUUGAUGAUCGCCGCCGGUAGACGUUUCCACGAGGGGAGACUGAAAAUUGAAAAUUCAGAAUGGGCCGGUGGUCCGCAAUGGAUGCUGGGACAGGAUAUCAAAGCAAAAACUAUUGGAAUAAUUGGACUCGGUCAGAUCGGUCAGACUAUUGCUAAACGAUUGAAGGGUUUUGAUGUAAGGAGGAUAUUAUACAGCGGUCGCAAACCCAAGCCUGAAGGAGAUAAACUUGGAGCAAAAUUUGUACCUCAAACAGAGCUCUUAAAGGGAAGUGACUAUGUAUUUCUAUCUGUUCCAUUGAACAACAGCACUCGUCAUAUGAUAAACGCGACCACACUAAGGGAGAUGAAGCGGACUGCGGUCCUCAUUAAUGUUGCCCGAGGAGAGAUUGUAGAUCAGGAAGCGUUAGUGGCUGCCCUAAAGGAUGGUACAAUUUUUGCCGCAGGACUUGACGUAAUGACUCCGGAACCACUUCCAGCGGACAGUGAACUAUUGAAGCUUCCCAAUUCAGUUAUCGUCUCCCAUUUGGGAUCUGCUACAAGGCGAACUCGCGAUGAUAUGGCUGUAUUGGCUGCCUUGAAUGUAUUGGCUGGGAUUGAUGGGUCACCCAUGUUCGCACCUUACCCAUAUUGAUUUUCGAACUAAUGAAUAACUAAUACACGUAUUUGAAACUUCGUGACAUAUGAUAAAAAGAAAUGAUUGAAUUUCAUCCAA
Messenger RNA from Toxorhynchites rutilus septentrionalis, 1495 nucleotides. Its product is annotated as glyoxylate reductase/hydroxypyruvate reductase-like. The transcript has 5 exons. Bases 389 to 1414 code for a protein of 341 amino acids. The record is from RefSeq and is a predicted model, not a curated record. Gene Ontology annotation, cellular component: cytosol. Gene Ontology annotation, molecular function: glyoxylate reductase (NADPH) activity; NAD binding; hydroxypyruvate reductase [NAD(P)H] activity. NCBI's taxonomy places the organism in Eukaryota, Metazoa, Arthropoda, Insecta, Diptera, Culicidae.